AUGAUGUAUUAUUAUGUUAAUAAUCUUUAACAUUUAAAUCAGCAGAGCCCAACUGUCAUUUGUUUCUAUGGGUGGAGCCCUGCAUGAGCAUGUUCAUUUGUUGUGGCGAUCUAAUAAUGCCGCUCUAAUAUCAGUCGCGUUUAUUCCCCAAUGUUGUGGAGAUACAGUUUGUCAUUUAAGAGGCAAACCAAAGUUUAUGAUGAAAUAUUAAAAUCAAACUUGUUCAUUACAGAAAUCUGUGGAAGAGGCACCUUCGGGCAGAACGAGGAGGAUCAGGAGAGCAACCUAUAAGACUGAAGGAGCUUCCACUGACAACAGCGUCGAAGAGAAGAAAACCAAACCUAGUGGAGAGCCGGGGAAAAGGCUUAAAAGGAAAGAGACAGCAAAGCGGUUUUCCUGUGAACAUUGUGACGCAGGUUUUAAUUGGAAAGGUGAAUUAACGAAACACAUGAAGCUCCAUAAGAAGCCUUUUCCUUGUGAGCAGUGUGGCAGGAGCUUCCUCGAGAAGAAGUCUCUGGAAAAUCACCUUUUGCGCCACGAGGCAAGCAAAGCCCCCUUGCCCUUCCCCUGCCCUCAGUGUAAGAGAUCGUACCGGAGAGAGGAGUCACUCCAGAAUCACCUCAAGCAUCACGAGCGGUCCAAACCGCCAAAGCCCUUCGCCUGCAACCAGUGCGGCAAAACUUUCCGAAUCCAGCGCUCUCUGGAGAACCACCUGCUGCGCCAUGACAAGUGGAAGCAGAUGUUGAAGUGUCAUCUUUGUGACAAGACCUGCAAGACGUCGGUCCAGCUGAGGUGUCACAUGGCCGUGCACUCGGAGGAAAGACCGUUCAGCUGCGCCACCUGCGGGAAGGAGUUCAAGAGCAAAGACACCCUCCGCUUCCACCAGAUGGUCCACUCCAACUCAAAAAAAUUCAAAUGCACAAUGUGCGAGGAGACAUUCAAAUACGCCCACUCCCUGACCGUGCACAAGAGGAAACACACGGGCAUCACCCCGUUCACAUGCACCGUGUGCAACAGGUCCUACAGAACAGGCACGGCUCUGAAGAGACACGGCGUGGUCCACACCGGGGAGAAACCCUUCACCUGUCACAUAUGUGGAGCCAGGUUCAGCAUGAACAACAACCUGAAGAGGCACCUGCGCAUCCACACCGGGGAGAAGCCCUUCACCUGCUCCGAGUGCGGGAAGAGCUUCUCCGACAACAACAAGCUCAAGGCCCACAUGCUCAUCCACGGCGCCAGGAAGCCAUUCAUGUGCGACCUGUGCGGGAAGACCUUCCUCUUCAACUGCCGGCUGCUGAUCCACCAGAGGUUUGUGCAUGCUGACAGGAACGAGGACACGGAGGGCACGCAGAGGUUUUUGCAGAAUAGAAAGAGGAACAAGUCAUUGGUUAAACCAUUCAGCUGCAAGAUAUGUCUGAGAGGCUUCAGCGCUGCGUGUUCCCUCAAACUCCACGAGAGAGGCCACAGCGAGAACAAGGAGUUCAACUGCGGCAUCUGUGGGAAGGCUUUCCACAACAAGUACUCUUUCGGGUAUCACCAGAGAAGCCACGCGGGGGAGAAGCCCUUCGUCUGCGAUGUGUGCGGGAAGAGGUUUUUCCACGCCGGCAGCCUGAAGCAGCACGAGCGGAUUCACACGGGCGAGAAGCCGUACAAAUGCGACCAGUGCGGUAAAACCUUCAGAACAGACGGAAACUUCUACAGACACUUGCGGAUCCACACGGGCGAGAAGCCGUUUGAAUGUUUGUACUGUCACAAGAAGUUCCACCAGUCCAACCAGCUCAAGUCCCACAUGCAGGUCCACACCGGGGAGAAGCUGUACUCCUGCCAGCAGUGCGGCCGCGGCUUCUCUGAUUCAAGGCAGCUCAAGAAGCACAGCUGUGACGGGUCAUAGGGGGGGUGAUGUGGAACAAUCUGGAAGAACGCUCGACUGAAUAACAAAUGGCUCCAUCUAAUGAAGUCAUAAAUUAACAGCCAUUUGUUAUCUUAAGGGAGCUGUGAUGACCUGUGCAUGGCCCAGUGCAUGUAUGCUCAAUUAUUGCUUUACAAAAUCAUCUUUAAAAUUAGUUUUUGGAGCUGGAACAAUUCCAUUAAUCAACAUACUUGUUUAAUGACAGAAAAUUAAUAUAUUAGGUAGAUGUACAAAAAGAAACACAAGAUAGCUUCAUAGUAGCAAACGGAUGCCUGGUUGUCUAUUAGAAACUGAAAGCUUGUGUUUUGUCUGUUGAUCCGCUUAAGAGUUCAAACACUUCAGGGUUACUCGCGUUUCAUCUCCCUUAAUAUGCUAAAGAUAUGGGAUUAAUCUAAAGUCAUUAAAAGAGUUAAUGUACUGGCAGCUCACUUUCAUUCAGAGAUUUGCAGUACAGGUUGGCUGCAUCGUUUGUGGCAUUAUUAGUUUUAAGUAACCUCAGCUAAUAAAGAAAGAUGCUGCUGUCUCCUGUAAAAAAAAACAGAACAACAACUACAAGUUUUGAGUUUGGAUAAUAUACAUUUAUUUUUAAACGAUAAAUGCAGCAAAAACACCAGCUUCAGAGUUUCAAGUGUGUUUUAGGACUUAUGAGUUUCUCUUCUCCAGUUAAGUGAAUUUUUGAAUGGCAUUCUGUUUUUGACAGAUUUCUUUCAUUUCUAUUGUAUGUUAUGUUCAUUAAUGAAAUCAAUACAUUGAAUAAUUUUCAACAAAAACAACACAUUGUACAAUGACGGGCUAAUGUAAAAUAUAUGUGUUAUGGCAGUGUGUAUGUUUCUUUUCGUUUGUCAUUGCAAUAAAAGAACAUUUGCAAGUGAA
Eleginops maclovinus (Patagonian blennie) is the source of this 2782-nucleotide messenger RNA. Its product is annotated as zinc finger protein 501-like. Bases 449 to 1891 code for a protein of 480 amino acids. The transcript has 2 exons. Gene Ontology annotation, cellular component: nucleus. Gene Ontology annotation, biological process: regulation of transcription by RNA polymerase II. Lineage: Eukaryota; Metazoa; Chordata; Actinopteri; Perciformes; Eleginopidae. Gene Ontology annotation, molecular function: RNA polymerase II cis-regulatory region sequence-specific DNA binding; DNA-binding transcription activator activity, RNA polymerase II-specific. The record is from RefSeq and is a predicted model, not a curated record.